Molecule: messenger RNA, 1971 nt
Organism: Echinostoma caproni
Lineage: Eukaryota; Metazoa; Platyhelminthes; Trematoda; Plagiorchiida; Echinostomatidae
Source: the annotation of a GenBank genome assembly
AUGAAUCUCACACGAGUGUUUUUUCUCGCAUGUGUUCUGGGCUGCUUUCUGCGUUCAGGGCUCAGUCGGAUUCAUACAAAUCAAUGGCAUGUCCGAAUGCACCAAAGCCUACCUGAUGUGACAAAAGCGGCCCGUGAACUCGCCAAGCGUUAUGGAUUCGUACUGCAUCCGCGCCCACCGCAUUUGCCACCGAACGAGUUCCUGUUCGUGCAUCAUGGACUUCCCCACGGGCAUAGCCGUCCAAGCCCAGCGCACACACAGCUGUUAAACAACCAUCCCGCGGUGCAUUCCGUUCAACAACUGGACGGAUUCAUUCGGAAAAAGCGAGGCUACAAACCUUUGGACGAUGAAAGCUUAACCCGAAUUCCACUUCGUCCAGUUCGAAAACUAAACAAACAGGAGGCAAGUAUUGCAAAACAUCUUCAAGAAACUGAUCCAUUGUUCGCUAAAGAAUGGUACCUUUAUAAUACCGGUCAAGCAGAUGGUGUGCCGGGAUUAGAUUUAAAUGUUUUAGCCGCAUGGGCUCAGAAUGUGACUGGACGAGGAGUGAUCACUGCAAUCAUGGAUGAUGGGAUAGAUUAUUUGCACCCAGAUUUGGCACCAAAUUACGCAGCGGAAGCAAGCUAUGAUUUCUCCAGUAACGAUGCAUUUCCAUACCCUCGAUAUACGGACGAUUGGUUCAAUAGUCAUGGGACGCGUUGUGCUGGUGAAGUUUCCGCAGUUGCUGGAAAUCAUAUCUGCGGUGUUGGGGUGGCUCCGGGGUCAAGAGUGGCCGGCUUAAGAAUGUUGGAUCAACCGUAUAUGACUGAUCUCAUUGAAGCAGCCGCUAUGGGUUAUGCUCGUGAUAUGGUGGAUAUCUAUUCAGCCAGUUGGGGACCGACUGAUGAUGGGACUACGGUUGAUGGACCACGAAAUCAAACUAUGCGAGCUCUGGUUGACGGUGUGAACAAUGGUCGUGGUGGCAAGGGAAGUCUUUACGUUUGGGCGUCAGGAGAUGGUGGGCAAAACGAUGACUGUAAUUGUGAUGGAUACGCAGCCAGCAUGUGGACAAUAAGUAUCAAUUCGGUCACCAAUGAUGGUCACACAGCUGUGUACGAUGAAUCGUGCGCGUCCACAUUAGCUUCCACAUUUUCCAAUGGUAAGAAACCGUUCCGUCGAGACGCGGGUGUCGCAACCGUGGAUCUGUAUGGAAACUGUACAACACGUCAUUCCGGAACAUCAGCUGCUGCCCCCGAAGCAGCUGGUGUGUUUGCGUUGGCACUAGAGGCAAAUCCUGAGCUGACUUGGCGUGAUGUACAACAUUUGACUGUGGUCACUUCAAAACGGAACCAUUUGUAUGAUCGUGAACACACGCACAAUUGGACCAUUAAUGGUGCUGGACUUGAAUUUAAUCACCUGUUUGGUUUCGGAGUACUAGAUGCGGGUGAUAUGGUUCGCCUGGCCAAAAAAUGGAAAACCGUCCCAGAAAGAUUUCAUUGUAUUGCUGGUAGCUUUGUUGGACGAAAAACCAUUCGACUGUUGGAACCGGUUGAGGUGGAAUUGAAUACCAAUGCGUGUAAAGGAAAUCCGGAAAAUCAGGUAAAUUAUUUGGAACACGUACAAGCAUUUGUGACUCUUCGAGCAAGUCGUCGGGGAGACCUAACUAUUUUUAUCACCUCUCCAAUGAAUACCACGUCAAUGCUGUUACGUAGACGCCCGAAAGAUGCCGACAGUAUACGUGGAUUCACCAAAUGGCCAUUCAUGACCACACACACGUGGGGUGAGAAUCCGCGUGGUAAUUGGCGUCUACGAAUCGCUCUAGAUCCACGCUCGAAAGAUGCCUUGGGUCAUGCUACUCUGACCGAGUGGAUUUUGGUGCUUCAUGGAACUCGUGAUCCGCCGUAUGCUCACUUCCCGGACGACAUAGAUCAUAUUGCGCCCAAACUGGGCGUAAUUAAGCGACAACACGAAACCGGUCGUUUCAGUGUCUGA